Prunus armeniaca (apricot) is the source of this 1227-nucleotide messenger RNA. The record is from the annotation of a GenBank genome assembly. NCBI's taxonomy places the organism in Eukaryota, Viridiplantae, Streptophyta, Magnoliopsida, Rosales, Rosaceae.
AUGCAUCCUCAGCGUCCUAGAACGAGGGGUGGUCGUGUUCCGAGACGGGGAGCAAAUACUCCACCUUCCCCUCCACUACCCUCUCCACCUCCUUCACCUCCAUCUUCACCAUCUCCACCUGCCGAGGAGCAUGAUGGAGGAAAUGAGCCCGGCUUGCGACAUCUCUUAUCUCGGUUCACCCGCACUAUGUCUAAUGCCUUACAUGGGAGACGAAAUGUUGAAGGUUUGGACAUAAAGAGGGUAAAGGACCUGGGAGCAAAAGAAUUUUAUGGUGGUAUUGAUCCUGCUGAAGCUGAUGCUUGGCUUACAGAUGUCGAGCGGAUAUUUGAAGUUCUCCAGUGUCCUGAUGGAGAUAAGGUUCGCUUGGCUACCUUUCUGUUAAAGGGGAAUGCAUACCAUUGGUGGAAGACAGUUCGAAGAGGGUAUGCAAACCCUGCUGUCUUUACUUGGGAAGAGUUCCAAAGGGCAUUCUUUGAUCAGUUUUAUCCGCAUACUUACAAGACUACGAAGAAGGCUGAGUUUCUGCACCUGAGGCAGGGUUCCAUGUCAGUGUUCGAGUAUGAGCACAAAUUUAACGAGCUGUCCCGGUUUGCACCUGAGUUGGUAACCACAGAAGCAGAUAAGUGCCUUCGUUUUGAACAGGGUCUGUGGCUAGAUAUUCAGGCGGUGGUCACUGCUACGACGUAUCCUACCAUGAGAGCCUUGGCCCAAGCAGCAGACAGGGUGGCGAAGGCGUACAGUCUGGGUGCAGGUAUUGGUAGGCGUCGCAGAGACUCAUUUGGUUUUGGUGGGCCCAGUCAAGGUCCAUCAAAGAGAGGUGGAUCCAGCUCUAGUUCUGCAAGCAGUGGUUGGUCCGGAGGACAUGGGACCGGUUCUGGCAGUGGGGGUUCUGGCUCUCGACCAUUCUGGAGCCAGUCCUCGGGACAACAAUCCAUGGGCAGCACCGCCAGGGAUCCUCAAAGGCCAUUUACUGUAACUUGUUAUAGUUGUGGGCAAGCUGGACAUGUGCGGAAGGAUUGCCCAAACCAUAGGCAGGCGAGUGGCUCUGGUCAAAGGAGCGGAGUGACUUGUUUCCAGUGUGGGCAGACUGGGGCCCAGCGGGGGCAAGGCAGCAAAGCUCAGGGUCAGACACAGAGUGGUGCAUCGUCGUCUGCAGCGGGUUCGUCGUCGAGUAGUAGAGUGCAGUCCACUUUUCGGGGCAGAGGCGGUAGGGGUCAGAGGGGUUAG